This is a messenger RNA of Pecten maximus, 2258 nucleotides long. RefSeq lists its product as uncharacterized. The record is from RefSeq and is a predicted model, not a curated record. Bases 140 to 1633 code for a protein of 497 amino acids. NCBI's taxonomy places the organism in Eukaryota, Metazoa, Mollusca, Bivalvia, Pectinida, Pectinidae. The transcript is spliced from 2 exons.
GUGUACCGCAAACUUUUAACCAGGACUCCCUAGUACGUUUGCCAAGAAUCCGCUGGCAGACGAUUCGGCUAACAGUUGACGUUGAGGUUCUACAGAAUAAUUCUGUCAUCAAGAGUCCCUCCCAAUAAAACGGAUAGCCAUGGAUGAUCGCGUUGGCUAUUUCACAUUAUGUGUUCUACUUGCUGUUUGUUUACUAGGAGCGAUCUUCAGUCUUGUGUUUGUUCUGAGUCCUUCCGUUGAUAUAAAAUCAAGCAACAACAUCUUCAAUUAUUCCUUCAGUGCAUCAUUCGCCAUUGAUGAAAUUGAACGAAGUGGAAUUGGUACUGAACACACUUAUCUGAAAAUCGAAUGGAAUUCGGUUGCGAGGAAAAUGCAUUUUCAACAAACUGAAGUGUUUUCAUCAAAUCAUGAUUUCGAUUACGAACUAUCUUUGAUUAUGGCUGAUGAUAAAGCGACUGUAAGUCUUUCUCAUUUGAACGAGUCCCUGGCAUUUUGUAUCGAAGAUUUAUCCAUAUCAAGUUGGUUUACCGCUUUUCAACACCUUGUAACAGAUGCCAAUUGGCUAGGUGGUUCUAAGUCAGAGGCGUGUCGUGGAAGUAUUUGGUUUACGAAACACAGACAUGAUAUAAUUGAAAUCUGCACUUUCGACGAUCAGUUUGAGUAUAUUAUUUUUCAAAAGAUCCGCGCCAAGGUAAUGUCUUGGACUAAAACUGAACAACAAAAUAUUCGUAUCGACUCAAAUGUAUUGAACGGCCCAUGCAGAAAUAUCAUCCCAAUAACAUGCAAUUUGAAAAAUCGCCCGAAGGUCAAACGGGAUUCUGGGAGAUCGCCGAAAACGUGUUUAUUUGUGCAUGGCGCUGGUAAUUUGGCUUCUGGUAAUGAUGUCAAAUCAUAUAUGCCUGACUAUUGGGGAGAAGUAAAGAGCCAUACUACAGGCUGUGCUUCACAUAAGUUCCUGGUGUAUAACAGCAGGGACAACGGCUGGGAUAAAGACCAAAUACAGCAGCACUUUUGUAAUGUUUCUUCAACCAACAGAACCAUAAAGAACACAGUGAUUUUCUCACAUUCUAUGGGAAACUUAGUAAUCGCAGCCGCCCUGCACCGUAAAAAGUGCACCUUCGACACUAACACAAGUCAGUGGUUCUCCGUACAAGGUCCGUGGACAGGAAGUGUUGUAGCGAAUACCCUUUCAGAUAUAUGCAGAAAACCCACAUUUUUUCAGAAAUUGAUUCGUCGUAUAUUGAGGGGGGAGGGGUACUGUAAGCCUAAUGAAGAUGCUGAAUUCAACGUCUACACGACGCUUAAAACAAGCUACGUAUCACCUACCGGUAUUCGUUUUGAUGAUCUGGUGGACGAGGGUAGGAAGUAUGUAUCCGGCGUGAUGUGUGGAACCAGUAGUUGGGGACAGGGUGAGGAUUACACAGACAGCGCCGCACUUUGGAUACUGCAGAAAUAUAGCAAUCUGGGAAACCCCAAUGAUGGAAUGGUUGCAUUCAAUAGCUGCAAACUGCAGACGGUUGUACCCUUCAAAACCAAAAGCAUCCAUGCAUAUUUCAAAGGCAAAUUUAACCACGCAGAUGGCACAUGUAGGUAUGGUGGGUGUCCCUGUAAGUGGUAUGAACAUAUGCAUUGAACAAUUGUUAUUAUAUGUUUAAGCAGGAAAAAAUAUACAAAAGAAAUGUAUACUUUUAUAUAUUGGUGUGAGAUGUAGAAUAUUCUAUUUAGGAUUUCACAAAUAUAGAAUUACAGGAAAACGAAGAUAAGGUUUGCUUCAUUUCCACUAUUGAAUUAGAGGAAUCUAUAAAAAAUGUAUUUUUUAAUAAUCAUCGACCGCCAAUUUUAUGUAUGUUCUUUACAAAGUGUAACAAUAAUAUUAUACGUAACAUUUCUACAUUAAUCAUACCAUAGUAUUGAAUUAGGAUAUGACAAUACAGCAACACUUUUGAAAUCCCUAUAAAAUGUUUUUCUUGUAAAUCUACCUUGACAAAAUUUUAUGAAACUCUAUAGCAUUCUUUAUGCUCAUCCUAAAUGUUAAUGAAUAUACAUACACUGGAUAUUAAGUAAACGAUAAAUGAGAUUUUCAUAGAUAAGGAGAUUAACUUAAUCAUCUUUCGACCCACUGGGUCAUAGAUUUCAAUACAGCACCAUAUGAUAGAGCUGUAUAAAACACGGUACUAUUGAUUGUAUCACAAAGAAAGUAUUAAUCGUGAUUCAUAUUGUGGCAACAUUUUGAGUACUUGAAUGUUUUGGAUUGCAAA